GAGUCCCGGGCGUAGGCACCUGCCCCGGGCACAGCGCCCGGCCCCUGGGGCGCUAGGCGAGCUCUGUCCUCUCAGUUAAUAAAGUUCAUAAGCAGCACUGGACUCGCUUGUUCCAUCCACCCCCAUGAAGCCAGAGAGGUAGGGAGCGCUAACAUCCCAGUGUGUAGACGGAACCCGCAGCUCAGAGAGGUUAAGGAACUCUCCUGAGGACACACAGCCAGGAAGGUGCUAGCCGGGGUUUUGCCCUGUAGCUUCUAAGCACAGAGCCAUUCCCUCAGCCUUCGAGAACACCUUCCGUAGAUGUUCACUGAGAGCAGACUGUGGACAAGACCCGCCCCGUAUCUGAGUUGAGCAAACUUGACAGAGAGCUGCAGAGCGCUAAGGAAGAAGGUAGUGGAAGGCCAGACCGCCCCGCAGUUGCCCUGCGGUUUGUCUCUGCCUCUGACGCUGGUCUUGUUCCCACCGCCCUGUUUGCCUUCUGUGGUCGUCUGCGCAUCUGCCAGUGCAAGUUCUUUGUGGGUAGCAGUGUUCUGUCUACCCUGGCGGAACAGAGUGGUAGGUAGGUAACAAAGGAGCUGGGCUAGGAGGCAUUGCUCCUGGGCUUUGCCAUUCUGCCCGAAGUUUCGUGUAGAGAUGCCUGAGAGCAGGGCUGCGUGCCUCCUGGAUGCUACCAAGGCAGUGCGGCAGCCCUCCCCGGAGGGAGAGUGAGUGCUGGGUCUCAGGGUGGUCUCUCGAGCUCUCCUGCUCCAUUAGAGUUUUCAUCUAUAUUAGAAAAGAAACAUUUCUAGCUGAAUUCUCAUCCCUAACUGUUGCAGAUAUGUGGCCUUCCUCAGCAUUGAGAAGGAGGCUCCAUCGUCUUCCAGACUUUUCCCAGGAAGACAUGGCUGCUCACGUUGGCGCUUCCCGGACUCCUCAAGAAGUGAUGGAGCAUUAUGUCAGCAUGUACAUCCAUGGGAACCUGGGGAAAGCCUGCAUUCCUGACACCAUCCCCAACCGGGUGACAGACCACACCUGUCCCAGCGGAGGCCCCCUGUCCCCCAGCCUCACUACCCCUCUGCCUCCCCUGGACAUCUCAGUGGCCGAGCAGCAGCAGCUGGGCUACAUGCCACUGCGGGACGACUACGAGAUCGAGUACGACCAGGACGCCGAGACCCUCAUCAGUGGGCUCUCGGUGAACUACGAUGACGACGACGUGGAGAUCGAGCUUAAGCGGGCCCACGUGGACAUGUAUGUGAGAAAGCUGAAAGAGCGACAGCGCCGGAAGAACAUCGCCCGCGACUAUAACCUGGUGCCGGCCUUUCUGGGGAAAGACAAGAAGGAUAAGGAAAAGACACUGAAACGCAAGAUCACGAAGGAGGAGAAGGAGCUGCGGCUGAAACUGAGGCCUCUGUAUCAGUUCAUGUCAUGUAAGGAGUUUGAUGAUUUGUUUGAAAACAUGCACAAGGAAAAAAUGCUCCGGGCCAAAAUCAGAGAAUUGCAGAGGUAUCGGCGAAACGGAAUCACUAAGAUGGAAGAGUCGGCAGAGUACGAGGCAGCAAGGCAUAAACGAGAGAAGAGGAAGGAGAACAAAAACAUAGCUGGCUCCAAAAGGGGGAAGGAGGAUGGCAAAGACAGUGAGUUUGCGGCCAUUGAGAACCUUCCCGGUUUCGAGCUCCUGUCAGAUCGCGAGAAGGUGCUCUGUAGCUCAUUAAACUUAAGUCCAGCUCGCUAUGUGACUGUGAAGACGAUUAUAAUUAAAGACCACCUCCAGAAACGACAAGGGAUACCUUCCAAAAGCCGCCUUCCUAGUUACUUGGACAAAGUCCUAAAGAAAAGGAUUUUAAACUUCCUUACAGAAAGUGGCUGGAUAUCCAGGGACGCUUCCUGAAGCUGAGAUGCUUUCACAGCCAGAAUGAUGCUAGAACAUAAAAUAGCUUGUGAGCCAAAAUGACGUGGGGUGAGGGAGGGAGAGAGGAAAUGCUUCCCCCCCCAUUGUUUCUCUUUUUUAAACAAAUUGAAUUCCUUUUUUUUUUUUUUUUUAAUAUACAGAUUCUUUUCAUGGUCCUCUGAAAGAAGCAAUAGUAAUCGUCAUAUAUUGGAUCAUGGGGGAAGCACAUGCCUAUUUUAACUUAGUCCUAAAAGUAUACUUUAAGAUGAUGAUUUGCCUUUAUGUGUUUAGUUCGGAGAAUAUUAUGAGAUUGGAUAAUGUCCUUUUAUUUUGUGAGCUUUCUUCCCUUUGGGUACAAAAACCAUUGUGCUAGGGUAACAGCAGCAGUGUGUCCUGCUGGACUGACAUGCCAUCAGCCUUUUCCUGGUGACACAGCUCUUUCGGGGUGGGGCUGCCCAGUGGCCCUCCUUUUCUGAGCCCCCUGCUGCCCACAGCUGACCCUGAGCGCAGCCCCGGGCACGUGGCACUUUAUGUGGAGGCAGGGCGGUCGGGCAGACUCCUCCACUGUGUAGCAGAUGAAGAAAGGGAUCCAGAGCGGGACAACGGGAUGGUGUUUCCUUAGAAGCUUCAGAAGAACCUGUUGGUUGAAUGCAGCGACCAAAUGAGCUUCCACUCCACUACUGGCAGCGGCAGAGUCUGAGCUUGCAGUUCCCAAACCCUGAGCCUGACCCUCACCUUACUCUGGGCAGGGCUGCUGGUUUCACCUUGGGAAGAGCAGUGCCCCUGGUGCAUCUGGGUCCCCGUGAAUGGCAAAGCCCUUCGUGGGCGGGCACAAGGACUAGCGUGGACUGCCAGAACCGCUACACCAGACUCCCCGGGCUGCUUACUGCUGCUGUUAGUACCUGCAGUGCGUUUUACUUAGAAGAAUCCAUUUUGCAAAGUUCAAGGCUAAUAAGCCUUCUGAGUUCUGGCACUCCUCAGGAUUUUCAUCACAGUUACAAGCACCUUUUUCAUUGAAAAUAUGACCAUUAGCCAGGCAAUGUAAGAGUGUCACCAGGCCAGGUCUGCGUAAGCAGUCUGAUCAGUGGGCAUAAGCGGGCUCUGGCGAAGUGAAGAGAGCAUCCCGAAUGGGGCCUCUGAGCCUGUGUCCUGCUUCUCUGUUGACUCUGACUCAGAAAAGGCUUCUUCCCAGCCCAAUUUUUUUCCUGGAGCUUUCUUUCAAGGAUGCACACGGUACCUUCCUUCUGAAACUUGAGGAAGUCACUUGCCUUCCGGCUGCUCAGGGUUCUCAUGUCCAAGGCCCUGCUUUAACGUGAGUCUGUGGAGUGAUAACAGGCUCCAGCACUCCAUUCUUCCCAGAGCUUGUCUUGCCUCUCCUGCCCCCAAAGGUACCAAGACUCUUUACCUCUCAGAAUGUUUGGGCUUGAAGUUACAUUGAAGUUAUUUGAACAAAAAACAAAACAAAACAAAAAAAAACCUCAUCAUUUCCAAGGACAACUUAAUUAUGGUGCCUUUUCCUUUCUUUUUACAUUCUUCUGUCCCCUAGGGUAAAUUUUUUUUUUUUUGGCAUUAAAUAAAAUAUUCAAAUAUA
Messenger RNA from Tupaia belangeri chinensis (Chinese tree shrew), 3458 nucleotides. It is a transcript of the gene TADA2B, whose product is annotated as transcriptional adaptor 2B. The transcript is spliced from 3 exons. The record is from RefSeq and is a predicted model, not a curated record. NCBI's taxonomy places the organism in Eukaryota, Metazoa, Chordata, Mammalia, Scandentia, Tupaiidae. Gene Ontology annotation, molecular function: transcription coactivator activity; chromatin binding. Gene Ontology annotation, cellular component: nucleus; SAGA-type complex. Bases 665 to 1867 code for a protein of 400 amino acids. Gene Ontology annotation, biological process: regulation of transcription by RNA polymerase II; chromatin remodeling.